AUGGAGCCCAAGGCGAAAUCAAAAGCAAAGAUUGAUUAUAAGAUACCCAGGCCAAGCUCGAGCGUGAUCUUGAUCUCUCCGAAAAACGAAGUCCUGCUUCUUCAUCGUGUCAAGACCUCUUCCUCCUUUGCUUCUGCACAUGUCUUUCCCGGGGGGACAAUAUCGCGCCAAGACGGAAAUUUCCCUCCUGCCGGUCACCCGGAUAGCCAUGAUGAAGGCAUACACUACCGCAGAGCCGCCAUCCGCGAACUGUUUGAAGAGAGCGGAAUACUGCUUGCCAUAAAUAAGGAGACAGGCAAGAUGAUUCAUGUCAACCCCGCAGAGAGAGAGAAGGGACGGCAUGCUAUUCAUAUGAACGAGACUACCUUUGAUCAAUGGCUGAAAACCCAGGAGCCCCAGGCGGAGCCUGAUACUGAAGUCCAAGCCCCCACAACAGACGGAGGAAUUGAAAUUACAGAAGCACAAUUCCUCCCUGCUACAGAAUGGCUUCGCCGCGCCAGGGUAGAAGACGUCAUCAUGUUCCCUCCGCAAGUAUUACUCCUCGACUUUGUGGCUGAGUACCUCGAUCGACCAAGUCCAGACGGAACCAGCCCGCAAGCGGUCUCCGUAGAAGAAUCGAAUAGACGGCGACAGGAUUUGAUUAGCUUUGCACAUUCUGGAAGUCCUCCAUGGACUCACAAGUUCAUCUCGCCUCAGCCAAUGGGUACUGUCGCUGAUGGGAGACAGAUUCUAGAUCUUAGCCAACCAGGGCCGGAACUCAAGGGCACGGAUAAGAAGGGAGAAACAGACAGGGUCGUACUUGUGCGUUUCAGCAAAGAAGGACCUAGGGAAGUAGAAAUCCGGUGGAGAGAGGAAGUUCUCCCCGAAAAAGCCACCAAGAGUGCGCUGUGA
This is a messenger RNA of Uncinocarpus reesii 1704, 891 nucleotides long. RefSeq lists its product as uncharacterized. The record is from RefSeq and is a predicted model, not a curated record. Lineage: Eukaryota; Fungi; Ascomycota; Eurotiomycetes; Onygenales; Onygenaceae. The coding region runs from base 1 to 891 and encodes 296 amino acids. Gene Ontology annotation, molecular function: hydrolase activity, acting on acid anhydrides, in phosphorus-containing anhydrides. Gene Ontology annotation, cellular component: mitochondrion. The transcript is spliced from 3 exons.